Molecule: messenger RNA, 1050 nt
Organism: Silurus meridionalis
Lineage: Eukaryota; Metazoa; Chordata; Actinopteri; Siluriformes; Siluridae
Exons: 2
Coding region: 13-861 (282 amino acids)
Source: RefSeq, a predicted model, not a curated record
CACUCGGCCACGAUGAAGUGCAGACUGCUGCAGCGAGACUUCACGGCCGUCUGGGAGAGAAACACAAACCCCACAGAAACAUGUUACAGGGGUGAAGGAGACGAGGAACCCGACAUCCUCACUGCAGAACUGCACACACUUCAGUGCGCAAGAACACAGCGGAACAGUGCGCAAGAACACAGCGGAACAGUGCACAAGAACACAGUGGAACAGUGCGCAAGAACACAGUGGAACAGUGCAGAACAGUGCGGAACAGUGCGCAAGAACACAGCGGAACAGUGCACAAGAACACAGUGGAACAGUGCGCAAGAACACAGUGGAACAGUGCGCAAGAACACAGCGGAACAGUGCAGAACAGUGCGGAACAGUGCGCAAGAACACAGCGGAACAGUGCGGAACAGUGCAGAACAGUGCGGAACAGUGCGCAAGAACACAGCGGAACAGUGCAGAACAGUGCGGAACAGUGCGCAAGAACACAGCGGAACAGUGCGGAACAGUGCAGAACAGUGCGGAACAGUGCGCAAGAACACAGCGGAACAGUGCAGAACAGCGCGCAAUGCCCUUCUCUUAUUUACUGCCUGCACUCGUCUCACACUGUUGUGUAUUUGCCGUGUUUGCACUAUUGUGUGUGCUGUUGUGUGUUACACCAUGGUCCUGGAGAAGUUCUCUAGGAACAGGAAUAAGAAUAUGAUCUCCCUGAAUGAGACACCAGUACAGGUUCUGACCCUUCAGACGAACACAGUCACAUCAAGGGGUCGCAGAUCAUGCUGCAUACUGCCAUGUUGUUUGGAGGUGGGAGGAAACCUGAAACUUGGGGAGGAAACCCGGGUUCUUGGGUGUGAUGUGACAAUGCUUUCCUAAAACACUAAAUACGAAAUGGAAUUGUAUCUCUCUCUCACACACACACACACACACACACACACACACACACACACACACACACACACACACAAACACGUCUUUUAAUUAACAUUUACUUGGCAUGAGCAUUUACAUACAAUAUUGCCAGAGAACCAGUAAAAGAAUAAAAACAAUCACAUUUAUUAUGAA